Molecule: messenger RNA, 5988 nt
Organism: Closterium sp. Naga37s-1
Lineage: Eukaryota; Viridiplantae; Streptophyta; Zygnematophyceae; Desmidiales; Closteriaceae
Source: the annotation of a GenBank genome assembly
AUGUCGUCGGCGGUGACGCACAUCUACCUGCACGUCAUCCAGGACGUCAUUAAGAACGUUCGACCCGACUUCCAGAGCGACGGCGUCGACGAGAGCGUCCUCCAAGAGCUGCAGCAGGUCCGUCCGUCUCCCCUGCAGCAGGUCCGUCCGUCUCCCCUGCACCAGCUCCGUCCGUCUCCCCUGCACCACCUAUGGGAGGCGAAGGUGAUGCAGUCCGGUGCGGUCAUCCCCGUCGGCGGGUAUGCGCUUCCGCCGCCUGCGCCGCCAUCCGCUGAGGCGGAUGUAGCCGCGGUGGUGGCGGAGGAGGGGCCGCUAGGGGGUGCGGAGGGGGAAGCAGCGGCGGAGGAGGGCGUAGGGGAGGAGGAGGGUGGCGAGGGCGCGGGACACGGAGGGGGAUUCGCGGGACAUGAUUUGAACAUGCCUUAUAACGGGGAUGGCGGAGAGGCGGAGGACGAGCAGGCCCUGUCGCUGGGAGCAUCCCACGCAUCUUACUCAAGCGGGCAUGUCACGUCCAGUCUAGAUGGCCGCCCACUGCCCUUCAUGCCGCGCCAGGAGGCGUGGGAGCAGAAGCCGUUCAUGGUCGACAUGAAUGCUGUGCCUGAGGAGGACACGUACGCUGAUGCUGCUGCUUCGGACGAGGCCACUCUGGGUCUGCUGCCGGCAGAGCUGAAGCGCAAGCGAGCAGAGGAGGGGCCGGGGGGCUACGAGGAGGACGCGGGGAUGGAUGCAGCAGGGGGUGACACCAGCCGACCCCGCCUCACUCCCGAGUACGCCUUCCCUCAGGCCGAUGGGGCCAGUGACAGCAUGCCACGUGGUGCCUCCCAAUGGGCCCAUGACAUGCUGAGUCAGCUGGAGCACAAGCAUGGAGGGGGGGGAGGAGUAAGACGGGGAGAGGAGGGGAGUGGGGAGAGGAGCAGAACGGAUGGGGGAGUGGAGGGAGGGUUGGGUGGUGCAGGCGCAGCAGAAGGGCGGGAUGGGUCGGGAAGGCGGGUGCAACACGCGGCAGGGGGAGCCGAGGGGCGGGAAGCACGUGGUAGCAGGGGGGUUGGCAGGAGCGGCAGGGGCGGCAGGGGGGGAAGGCAGUGGGUGAGUGCCGACGAGGAUGGCGAUGAUGCCGACGAGGUGAGUGCCUCUCCCUCUCCUGCCUUUCCUCUCUCUCCCAUUCCUGCCCCUCCUCUCUAUCGCAUUCCUGCCUUAGCAGUUGGACUCAGUAGGAGAGGAAGAGGAGGAGGAGGAGGAGGAGGAGGGAGGGCGGCAGGGGAGGCAGGGGAGGAGGAGGAAGAGGAGGAGGACUACAACGACCCGGCAGCCCGCACUGAUACUGCCAAGGAGGAGGAGGAGGAGGAGGAGGAGCUGGGGCCAGCAGAUGAUGACGAGUCGCUGGGGGCGGAGGAUGAUGACGAUGAUGACGACGAUGGGAGGGGGGUCAUUGGGGCGGACGAGGAGGGGCAGGACGGCAACAUUGUGCUCGCCACCUAUGAGAAGGUGUGUCUGGGGGACGGCAUAAGCGGGGGAGUGGGGAUGCGGAGGGGGGAGAGGGGAGGAGGGGCAGCACAGCAACCUGUGCUAGCCACCUAUGCGGGAGGUAGGGAGCCCGGAGGCGGGGUUCAGAUCCUUGGCAGGUGCGCGCACCUUUCCCGUCUUCCCCCUCACAAAGGUCCUGCUGGGCAUUCCCCCAUCCGCUACUCUCUCUCCGCGCGCGCACGCGGUAAGCCCUCGCUCAUCACUCGCGGCCCAUCGUGGAGAUCGCGUACAGUCCCGUCACCGACGACGGCUUCUUCCUCAUCUCCGCCAGCGAAGGUGCGCGCGCGCCAUUUUCUCCUUCCCCCCUCUCCAUCAGUAAAGGUCCGCGCCGCCCCCUCUCCGCCAGUAAGGGUCCGCGCACCUCCUCCUCCCACCGUCUCCGCCAGUCAAGGUCUGCACCCCCCUUUCCCCCCUGUCUCCGCCAGUAAAGGUCCGCGCGUUUCCUUCUGUCCGCCAGUAAAGGUCCUUUCGUCCCCACUUUCCGCCAUUAAAGACGGCAAGCCGAUGAUCCGCAAUGGCGAGACGGGCGACUGGAUCGGCACGUUCGAGGGCCACAAGGGCGCCGUGUGGGGCGCGUGCCUCGACCGCCCCGCGCUGCUCGCUGCCACCGCCUCCGCCGACUUCACCGCGCGCAUAUGGGACGCGUUGACGGGCGACGAGAAGCACAAGCUCGAGCACAAGCACAUCGUGCGCACCGUCGACUUCUCAAAGGACUCGCGGCAGCUGUUGACGGGCGGCGCGGAGAAGGUGGUGCGCGUGUUUGACCUCGCUCGCCCCGACGCCGGCCCCACGCUGUCCCUGGAGGGCAUGGCGGGGCCCGUGCGCUGCGCCAGGUGGCACAACGACGACCGCUGGAUCCUCGUCACCUGCAAUGACGUGGCGGGCGUCAAGGUGUUUGACGCGCGCAGCAAAGACGUGGUGGGCAUGAUGGCAACAGACGGCGCCUGUCUCAGCAUGGACAUCUCACCCGCUGCCGGUGGUGGUGGUGCGGGGGGCAGCGCCUUCAUCACCACGGCUGAUGGCUCCACUGUCAAGAUCUUUGAUGCGCACUCGCUUCAAGAGGUCAAGUCGCAUCGCUUGCCACAUCAGGCUGAAUCAGCAUCCUACAUCCCGUCAACCAAUCGGUUUGUGGCGGGCGGUGAGGACUUGUGGGUGCGUGUAUUCGACUAUGAGACGGGCCAGCAGCUAGAGUGCCACAAGGGCCACCACGGCGCGCUGCACAGCAUUCAUUCACGUUUGCACUGCAUCCGCUUUGCCCCCGAUGCACUCUCGUACGCGUCGGGCUCAGAGGACGGUACCAUCCGCAUCUGGAAGCUUGCUGCCCCCGCUGCUACCGCUCAUGCUGCUGCUGCUGCUGCUGCUGGUAGUGCUGCUGAUGCUGCUGCUAGUGGUGCUGAUGCUGCAGUUCCGCCCAUGGCCGCGUCCCAGGUGCCUUCCUCCGCUCCGCCGGCCCAGCCCGCCGCCCCCGCCGCGCCAUCCCCCAGCAGUCCCCCUCCCCCGAACCCCACCGCCCGCGCGCCUCUCUCGCUCCGCCUGUGGCGGGAUGCGCGCAGUCAGCGCGUGGCACAGGCGGCGGCGUACCACCCGUUCGUGCUGGCGCUGGGCGCGGGCACGCUGCCGCGGCGGCGCUUCGUGCGCUACUCGCUGCAAGAUGCCUUCUUCCUCUCCGCCUUCGCACAGUCGUACGGCGCGGCAGCGUCACUACUGGAUGGGGGCGAGGAGGACGGCACGGGGGGAGCGGGGGGGAAGGAUGGGGCGGCGGAAGGGGAGGAGGAGUUGAGUGUGCGGGCGGUGCUGCAGCGACUGCAGUGGGAGGCGGAUGGGGAGCUGCAGAUGCAUGCUGCUACUGUCAAGGCAUGGAUCGAGGAGUCAAGCGACUCGCAGGCUGCUGACGCCACUGCUGACAUCACGAGCGACAGUGCCCCCCUGCCUGCCACACUAGAGUACACGUCCUUCCUCUCACAUGUGGUGGCAGGGACAAGGGGCGUGUGGGACUCCCAUGGGCUGGGGUCACCAGGCGAGCAGGGCGUGAGCAGCGCAGGGCAACGUGUGUGCAAUCAGGGGAGUCACCACAGCCAUGCGCCCUACAGCAGCAGCUGCAGCAGCAGCAGCGAAUCAGUGGUCCCCUCACGGCCUGCUGACUGGAUAGCUGAGGGCGAUCGCUCUUCCCCCGCAGCGCGGCGGUGGCACACACUGUGUGUGUUGGCGGCCAUGCUGCCGUGCAUGCGCCUCUACGCCUCCAUUGGCCACACCAUGGGUGGCGCUGCCUGGGGGCUGCACGCUGCAGCAGCGGGGAGAGUGGGGAGAGCGGAGGAGGGGGAAAUGGGAGCAAGGGGAAGCAGCGAGGGGUGGUUGAAGGGUGGGGCGGGUGUGUCGGAGGAGGAGUGGCGGUGGCAUCCGUACGGCCAGUGGCUGCACACCUACUCGUGCCAGGGCUUUGAGGUGAGCCCGCAAUGCUGUUAUGCUCGUGUUGCCGUAUUGGAUUCACCUUUGGAUGUUCAAUCCUUCCUUCCCGCCUCUUCACCAUGCCUGCCUGCUGCAACGCCCUUCCAUGCUGCCCUUCCAUGCUGCCCUUCCAUGCUGCCCUUCCAUGCUGCCCUUCCAUGCUGCCCUUCCAUGCUGCCCUUCCAUGCUGCCCUUCCAUGCUGCCCUUCCAUGCUGCCCUUCCAUGCUGCCCUUCCAUGCUGCCCUUCCAUGCUGCCCUUCCAUGCUGCCCUUCCAUGCUGCCCUUCCAUGCUGCCCUUCCAUGCUGCCCUUCCAUGCUGCCCUUCCAUGCUGCCCUUCCAUGCUGCCCUUCCAUGCUGCCCUUCCAUGCUGCCCUUCCAUGCUGCCCUUCCAUGCUGCCCUUCCAUGCUGCCCUUCCAUGCUGCCCUUCCAUGCUGCCCUUCCAUGCUGCCCUUCCAUGCUGCCCUUCCAUGCUGCCCUUCCAUGCUGCAGGCAGCAGCAGCGCUGCUGGAGUCGGCAUUCGACCGCCUCUGGUCGCUGCACCUGCGCUCCCUGCACCAUUCAUGCCAGCCGACUUCCCCUACCAAUAUGCAGCAGCAGCAGCAGCACGUGGCAGAGCAGCACCUAUCACGGGUAUACAGCAGAGCCAUGCAGCUGGAGCUGUCCUUCUUCCACGCCCAACUCGCUCCCUUCCCUGCCUCCCCACAAGCGCCACUGCCACACCCGCACCUGCACCUGCACGCACCCACCCCCCCGCCCUACCUCCCUGCCUGGCCGGGCUUCCUCCCCCUGGCAGCCCGCAGAGAGGCACAGGUAGGCAGGGAGGCAUCAGGAGGAGAAGGGGAGACAGGCAAUAGUGGGUGCGCAGUUGUUGAGUCAACGCAAAGGUCAGGCAGCAUUGGGGAGGACGCGGCAGGAGUGGUAUUUGCAGUGGACUUCGAUGGCACGUGCACCGUUGAUGAUUCCAGUUCCCUGCUCGCCCGCCUUGCCCUCGCCCACGCUGCUCCCACCCACGGCACUGCUCCUGCUGCUGCUGCUGCAGCUGCUGGUAGUGGCGGUGAACAUGGCAGCAGGCAGCAGGUAUGGGACGACCUGGUGCAGCGGUACGUGCGUGACUACUCUGACUUCAUGCACACCCAUCUGCCACCCUUGCCACCCCCUCAUGCACACAGGGGCAGCAGCAGUAGCAAACAGGUAGGGGAUGAGAGCAGGGACAGCAACAGCACCGCCAGCAGCACCACCGCCCACCUUCCCCCCGGCCUCCUCCCCUUCCUCCACCGCCUCUCCUCCUUCGAAGCCGCGGCCAAUCAGCGCGUGACAGCUGUCGCCGCCCUGCAGGGCAUCCCCCGGGACGCCAUGCUGACAGCGGCCAGGGAGGCUGCUGACGUGGCGGAGGGGGAAGGGGUGGGCGGGGGGCGGGGGAGUUUCAGGUCAGGGUGUGCGCGAGUGCUGCGGCAAGUGGAGGGGGAGGGUGGUGUGGUGCAGGUGGUAUCUGUGAGCUGGUGUGGGGCUUAUGUGGGGGAGGCUGUGAGGCAUGCCAUGCGGAUGGCAGGGGGGGAGAGGAGAGAGGACAGGACGCAAGAGGAGGCAGAGGGGAAAGUUGGGAAGGCAGAGAGCAGGGAGAAGACGUGCAGUGGUGCAGGGGAGCAGGGAGGAGUAGGAGUGGGCAGCAGGGUAGUGGUGAGAGCGAAUGAGAUGGAGUUUGAUGAGCACGACCUGCUACCGCUGCUGCGAGCGCAGGUGGGCGUGGUGAUGGCAGGCGGAGCAUCCAGCCUGGGCAGGGUCGUUCAGGCCUUUGGUGUGCACCGCCUGCCGCUUGUGGCGCUGGCUCUGCUGCAUGUGCAGCAAGGGGCCGCAGUAGAUGGGGGGGGGGAGGGGCUUGUGGGUGCAUGUCCUGUGCUGGCGGUGCCGCCAUGGACGGUGUUUGAUGCCUGCAGCUGGGAGGAGCUCGAGGUGUUCCUCUUUGGCGCUCAUCGUACUGAAUUUGAUAACUCGCGCUCUGGCAGUGGUGUCUGUUGA